UUUGUCUUCUACAGGUAUGCUGGUUCAGGAGUGAUUCAGAACCACAUGUAGCAUCAAAAUCAAGAUUAAGAAUUGUAGUAUCAAGAUCAAGAUCAAAAUCAACAUUGUGGAGUAAGUCCACCUUUCUUGGCGAGGAUUCUGAAGAAUUGAAGAAUGCUUCCUCUAACUCAGCAACUCAAAGGCUGGAGAUGUCUGGCUUCACUCCGCCAGUAUUACUGCCACCAUAGACUGGUCAUCUCUUCACUAGCCAAAUCAGAGUUGGAGAACAGUACUGACCAAGGGAACUCGUUUGGUCGUCUUGCAGCAGGAAGACAAGAAAACAGAUUGAAGAAAGAUAAUAAUGGUUCCUCUAGAAAAUUCCCCAAACAUAAUACAGGCUUUCCUGAGUCAGCUCAUUCGAACUCAUCUGGAAAACUCCCCAAACAUAAUAGAAGCUUUCUUGAACCAGCUCAUUCUGAUUCAUCAAGGAGUUUAUCAGGACUCUCCAAAGAAGAUAUUCUUGAGAAGUGGCAUCAAUUCAGGAAUGACAAAUAUCAAGAGACUCAAGCCAGGUGGGGAAGUGAUCAGCAGGAUGAUGCUGAGGAAGACUAUAACUACUUUGUCUCUAGGAGUGCCUUUAGGUCUGGGGAUAAGGGUGGGAAAGAUUCAUCUCAGAAGACUGUGGAAUCUUUAAAGAAAGAUGCAAUUGAUAUUUCCAGUAAAAAAGAAACAUUACACAAGCCUGUGAAAAAAAAGGGAAACUUUGGAAGCUUGAGUCCCCUAUAUGAGGAACCAGAGGGUGAUGAUGGGGACCUAAAGGAGGAGAGAUAUCAAAGUGCCAAGCUGGAGAGGAAGCAUCGACCCAACUUCUAUGGAUUCAAGAUGAAGAAACUCUGCAAUGAAAGAAAGUUGGGUGAGGCAAUUAAGGUUCUGGAAGAAGAGAUGCCAGCAGCUGGAUCCAAGCCAAAUAACUACUGUUUCCAGGUUUUGAUUAAUGCCUGUGGUCAUGCUGGCUAUACCAAGAAAGCCUUUCAACUCUACAACCAGAUGAAGAAGCGUGGCCUCAAGGUGGAACCUGUUGCAUACACAGGGCUGUUCCUUGCGUGUGCCCACUCACCAUGGCCCACCAUUGAUGGUCUUCAGCGAGCUACACAUUUACGUUCAUAUCUCCUGGAGAAGAACUUCCAAUUCAAUCAGAUUAUCUGUCAUGCUAUGAUCAAAGCAUUUGGUUGGUGUGGAGACAUGGGCACUGCAUUCCAGGUGGUGGAUGAGAUGAUUCAAGAUGGAAUAAUGGUGACAACUGAGACAAUGAGUUUUCUCCUGCAGGCAUGCAUCACCAACAAAGAGGCUGGCUUUUGGCAUGCUGUGAAGGUGUGGAGAAAAAUGAGGGAGUUGAAACUGCAGCCAAACAUACACUCUUACAAUCUGCUAAUGCGUAUCAUAAAGGACUGUGGUGCUGGGGAUCCCAAAUUCAUUAUUGAUUUGCUUAAGGAAGAUGACCAACACAGCUUAAAGAAAACAGACCCAUCCAGAAAGCAUAACCUCAUCCCUGAAACAUCAAAUUUGAAGGUUAAAUCAUUAGAGUCUGAAAAGAACCUCAGAAACAUCCAAGAGGACAGUGUUGUGUAUCAUCUAGAAAAUAAUAAUAGUGCAGAGAAUGUGAAUAAGAAUCUAAGCAAGGGUGUGUUUCCUGAUAUCCUUGGCAAAAGAUUGGCUGCUGGGUAUGCUGUAGCUCUUGGUGCUCUGGAUCAUCCAUCAGACAGACUGGCACUUCUUGGUGGCCCGAGUAAUAUUCUAAUGCAGAUGAAAAGGGACAAAGUCAUACCAAACCUCAAGACCUUCACUCAGAUGCUGGAAUCACUGCCUCCUGAUACACAAGCUGAACAAGUACUUUUAGAAUCAAUGAAGAAUCUUAAGCUACAGCCUGACACUCAGUUCUUCAAUAUGCUUAUCAAGAAACGAAAUUUUAGGCAGGACAUAAAGGCAGCUCAGGAGGUGAUCAUCCAGAUGCAGCAUUACCACCUCCUUCCAGACAUCAUUACUUAUGGAUGUUUGGCACUGGGGUGUCACAACCUGCAUUGUGCCUCUCAGCUCCUAAAGGAUAUGGAUGCCAACUAUUUCCAGCCCAAUAUAGAAAUAAUGACUAUAUUGGUCAAGAACAGUUUAGUAAAACAAGAUUAUGCUUUUACUGUGGCCAUGCUGAAGAAGAUGCAAGAAAAAGCUAUAUCCCCUCACGAUUUCCUACUCUCCAGGCUGGAACAAGCCAGAAUAAGGGCACAGAACAUUCUUUUGGAUGAGGAUGAAAACAGCACCUUGAUACAAGAAAAAAAGAAGAGAGCUGCAAAGAUCUUUCUAUCAGCCUACAAGAUCUGGCUUAAGGAUUCAGAGGUUCAGCUCCCUGAACAUCCAUGGACCCAGUACCGCUAGUGCCAAGAUGACUGUCUACUUCAUGGAAUUACUUUAAUGUGUACAUACAUAUUUCAGUUCAGUGUUGUACAGAACUAAGUGAAUUUAAGGAAUUAAUUGUUUUUAAAUGCCUUGCCUUUGAGUAUUACAUGGCUUGUAACCUGCCUUCUCAAUAAACUUGCAUCUUUGUA
Messenger RNA from Scylla paramamosain (green mud crab), 2576 nucleotides. RefSeq names its product pentatricopeptide repeat-containing protein 1, mitochondrial-like. Lineage: Eukaryota; Metazoa; Arthropoda; Malacostraca; Decapoda; Portunidae. The transcript has 11 exons. The record is from RefSeq and is a predicted model, not a curated record. Gene Ontology annotation, cellular component: mitochondrial matrix. Gene Ontology annotation, biological process: tRNA 3'-end processing. The coding region runs from base 154 to 2406 and encodes 750 amino acids. Gene Ontology annotation, molecular function: tRNA binding; protein binding; mRNA binding.